This is a messenger RNA of Suncus etruscus (white-toothed pygmy shrew), 829 nucleotides long. RefSeq names its product phosphopantothenoylcysteine decarboxylase (gene PPCDC). The record is from RefSeq and is a predicted model, not a curated record. Gene Ontology annotation, cellular component: phosphopantothenoylcysteine decarboxylase complex. Lineage: Eukaryota; Metazoa; Chordata; Mammalia; Eulipotyphla; Soricidae. Gene Ontology annotation, biological process: coenzyme A biosynthetic process. Gene Ontology annotation, molecular function: FMN binding; phosphopantothenoylcysteine decarboxylase activity. The coding region runs from base 142 to 771 and encodes 209 amino acids. The transcript has 5 exons.
UCCCAGCAGUGCUAGGGGAUCAUGUUGUGCUGGAGGGAUGGAAACUGGGCCUCUGUAGAAACAUCAUGAGCCCAAUUAAUUGAACUGUCUUCCUGGCCCCCAACAGAACUCUAUGGAGCCCAGUCCUGACAGGCUGCCCAGAUGCAAAGCCCUCACAAUCCCAUGGAGCCAACAGCCUCUUGUCCAGCAGCUGCAGCCAUGGUGGAUAGACAGGUCCAUGUUCUUGUGGGCGUCACUGGGAGUGUGGCAGCCCUAAAAUUGCCUCUUCUGGUGUCAAGGCUUUUGGACAUUCCUGGCCUGGAAGUAGCUGUGGUCACAACUGAGAGAGCCAAACAUUUCUACAGCGCCCAUGAUGUCCCUGUCACCCUGUACAGCGAUGCUGACGAAUGGGAGAUGUGGAAGAACCGGGGGGACCCCGUCCUCCACAUUGACCUGCGGCGGUGGGCCGACCUCCUGCUGGUGGCACCCCUGGAUGCCAACACUUUAGGAAAGGUGGCCAGUGGCAUCUGUGACAACCUACUUACGUGUGUCAUCCGAGCAUGGGACCGCAACAAGCCCCUGCUCUUCUGCCCAGCCAUGAACACUGCCAUGUGGGAGCACCCCAUCACAGCCCAGCAGGUGGGCCAGCUUAAGGCCUUUGGCUACAUCGAGAUCCCCUGUGUGGCCAAGAAGCUGGUGUGUGGAGACCAAGGUCUGGGGGCUAUGGCAGAAGUGGACACCAUCGUGGAUAAAGUGAGAGAGACCCUCAGCACACACUGCAGCGUCUCUUAGAGCUGACGUGAAACUGCAGUCACUCAUGUCCCUCCAUGCCCUGCACUUUCAGGUCUGA